This is a messenger RNA of Heterostelium album PN500, 603 nucleotides long. RefSeq lists its product as uncharacterized. The transcript is spliced from 3 exons. The record is from RefSeq and is a predicted model, not a curated record. Lineage: Eukaryota; Evosea; Eumycetozoa; Acytosteliales; Acytosteliaceae. Bases 1 to 603 code for a protein of 200 amino acids.
AUGAUUAUGUGCAAACUUUCACUGUUUGCACUAUACUUUAGAGAAAGUAUAAAUAGUUACCAAUAUCGACUUUUCAUUCAUCAAAUUACAAAUUUACAAUUAUCAUUUAAAACAAACAAAUAUAAUAACCCAAUAUCUACAAAUAUGUUCAAAUAUACUUCAACCUUCCUUUUAGUCUUGCUCUUGGUUGCUUUUACCAAUGCUCAAUAUGAUAGCAGCACCUGGACCUUCACUUUCGGUACUUUGACCACCCCUGUUAAUGUCAGAGUCGAGAGAUCUCUCAGCCAUGUAGCCCUCCAAACUAGUAGCAUUAGAUUCGGUCCACUCGGUGGAACUUCCUCAAUUUGGAUCAAUGACGCCAUCAAGAGUACUACUACCCUCCCAAAUCCAGCAUUCAACCCAGUUGAUUAUGUAAUGGGAUUCUCAACCGUCCAAAUCUUUGCUAACGGAUCUGCCUGUUUCCCAAAGAUUUACCAAGUCAGAGCUGUCAUCUCCUUCGGAAUUAUCCACCUCCAGAACAUUGAUGGUACUCCAUUUAACAUUCAAAUGACACCAACUACCAUUGUCCAAGUCGAUAACAUCAGUUUCAACUGGAUUGUUUAA